Coregonus sp. 'balchen' is the source of this 4912-nucleotide messenger RNA. The record is from the annotation of a GenBank genome assembly. NCBI's taxonomy places the organism in Eukaryota, Metazoa, Chordata, Actinopteri, Salmoniformes, Salmonidae.
AUGAGUUACCCCCUGAUACGUUGUCAGGUAAAACAAUGCUGACAAAGCAAUGAAAUGGACUUGGACGGUUGUUUUCAUUAUUUUUUGGUGCGAGCUCUUACCCGCCAUGGGAGUUGCUAUUAGUGCUUUGUCUCCCCUGUUGGUUUUGUGGCCCUCAUCAACAUGCUGUCGGGCUCAUGGGGAUUAAUAGACUUUGCAUUGAGCCGACCACUGCACCUUUCCAUCAAUGACCUGUAAUACUAAUAACUGCAUUAUACUGCAUUAGCACUAUGUACACCUCUGAACAACACUGUAUGUACUCGAUUCCUUCCUCUGCAUAUAUAGAUACAGGUAACUGCCAAAAUAAUGGAAAUGGUUGAGUAAAUGAGGGAUACAAAGUGUAUUGAAAGCAAGUACUUCCACAUGUGUGGUUCCUGAGUUAAUUAAGCAAUUAACAACCCUAAUCAACCAUAAUGCUUAGGGUCAUAUAUAAAAAGAAAUGUGUUUUAUGUUUACUGUGUUUAUAUUGUGUAUAUUCUGUGUGUUGACCUUGUGUCUGUAUUCUGUUUCUAGAUUGUCUAUUGCUGACAGCACCUUCUCACUAAGUCAAAUUCCGGGGAUGUGUAAAUGUACUUCAAUCAAAUGUAUUUAUAAAGCCCUUUUUACAUCCGCAGAUUUCACAAAGUGCUAUACUUGGUCAUUAAAGUGAUUCUGAUUCUGAUUUUGGUGCCAUUGGAGCAGUUUGGUAAAUUGAGUGUCUAGCUACUUGGAACUGUGAAUUAAAUGUUCUCUCUCGCCGUUCUUGGACGGUAGAUUGGAGAACGGAGUGUGUAUAUGUGUCUCUGGUAUGAGUAACUUGUGCGUGUGUGUGCAGUUUCUUUGACUGCAGACAAAUUUUUCUGAGCAGUCAGACAUUUCCCCCCCAAACACAUACAUUAUUUGAAUGGGACAGGAUCCAGUGCAAUGCGUAGUGUGUUGGGGGCAGUGGCAUACAUGAGUAUAGAAGAGUAACUGUGUGAAAACGGUCUCCAGUGACCAAACAUCUGAGGAUGACCUUCACGUCUCCUGAUACAACGGCUGUGUCCCAAAUGGCACCGUAGUCCCUAUUUAGUGCACAACUUUUGACCAGCGCCCAUAGGUUUUUGGUCAAAAAUAGCACACUAUAUAGGGAAUAGGGUGUCAUUUGGGAUGCAUCAGUGGUGCCUGGAGAAGGGGGUAUACUCAAAUUUUGCCAAAGAAGUCCCAAACGGCCCACCCAGCAUAGGAAAGGUGCCCUGUGUGAAAAAUUCUAUGAGAAACAGUGACAUACACUCUGAAGGACUUAAAAUGAUAAAUCCCAUAUUGGUCUUUCACAGUCAGACCAACCCAAGCUGUACUGUGCAGGUAGGAUAAUAGUAGCCCUACUAUAGAAACAGAUAAAUGAGGCUGUCAAGUGAGUCAGAAAUUCACAGGUUUCUGAAGUGUUUAUUUUUUAUCAGGUUUUCUCUCUCAAUGUCACACUUUUAAUAGAACAUCCAAUUUAGUUGUUUUUCUAAGUCCAUAACAAUUCUUAAACCACAUCAGCAGACCAUUUUUGAGGUCUGGGAAAAAUCUAAGAAAUUCAUUUGAGUGUAGUUACACUUUAAUUCAAGUGUGCAGGCACCUAGCACUGUUGUUUGGUUAGCUGUUUCUGUCACAUGAGAUGGAGUUUGCAAAAUAAAUGACCACUGGAUUGAUGCAAGUAAUCAUGAUAUCAUUCUGCCUGGUAGGCAUAGGCUACUUUGUAGCUAGUUAACAUUUAAUUGAGGUUUUUGGGAAAGCAUUUCCAUCUACCAGAAGACGGUUAGGUCAUUAGCAUUGCUAUAUUUUUGUUGUUUGAAACCUGGAUGUUUUACUUCAUAUUAUGAGGCAUGUCUUACCUUGCUUCAAAGUAGCCUAUAGCCAAAAUCCCCCCAUAGAAACGUAGGCCUACUGCCGUGUGCACAUUGCUGCGCCUAAAAUGUGAAGAAAUAAUCAUCAACAUUUUAAGCUAAACAUUCUGAUCUGUUCCAUCAGCCUUAUUCAUUGAAUCAGCGUAUACUUCCACUACACUACUUUGAUACAUAUCAGUGGGGUUAAGAAGUGAGUAUACGCAAUGCCCACUGAAAAAUAAGUGGGUAUGAGACAUAUACCUGCGUAUACCCUCCACUACACCACUGGGAUGCAGUCCACCAUUUUUUAAGUACAGCCGAAUGGUGAACAGCCCGUCGAAAGUCAACAAAUCUCAAGAUCUUCGAUUUCCGCCCAGGUCCUGGGUCAAUUAAGAAACGCAAGUUGCCCGUUUUAACCUUGUGGAUGACUUCUACCUAUAUCGUAGUAUAGGGGGUUGAAUUGGCCUUUUUGCACCACAGUGUUUUGAGAAGCUACAUAGAGAGAAGCUACAUAGAGUAUCUAUGCUGCUGUGGUUGUCAGCUCGCUAACGGACAGGUUUACUCCUGGGAGGCUGGGAGAUAGGGCAGAGGUAAUGUCUCAUUGCCCCAGGCUUCUGUCUGUGUGGGUGUCUCUGUAGCCCGAUGGGGAUGUUCUAUCAGAUCUGCUGUAGAGACCCCUGGCCGACCUGUGUGUCUCAGCCAUUCUAGCACAAUGGGCUGUGAUGGGACCGGGUGUUGGGCUACAGCUUCUAUUUGCUCAGUCAGGAAAUACAGUAUAGGUGUGUGUGUGAUACAUUUCUGGUGUUUUUCUGUAUUUAGCUUGCAUUCCACAUACACUGCUUUUGUCACAGGCUCAAAUUCUACCACUGAAAACCUAAUUGUCAUGCUAGGGAGUUUUCUGAUGAUUCACUGGACUUGAGGCAUAAACCUUGGCUGACAUUGAGGUACAGGCGAAACCCGAGAGCUGUAGCUAGCUUCAGGUUUUACAAUGGGAUUUAGGGCCACUGGCUUGGGCGUUAGCAAGACACUUGGCUUACUGGUCGCUUUCACUAAUGAUGUGACUGUGCCGCUGUGAGACUGUGAGUCACUAGUUUUGGGCACUGUUCUUAAUUCUCAGUGACUCAGCAGGGCCGCCACUAGACCACUCCGCCCUUCGGGCAAGGGCAUGUCCAAGGACACUACUACUUCAGCAUUACUAAUGCAUGUUGUUUAACUUGCUCUGAAAAUACUGCAUUCAUACUGUUCAACUACAGGCAAGGAUAUGUCGGACCUUGCAACUCUAUUAAUCAUGUAAGGCCUACUAUACUUAAUAUAGUAAGGGUUAUUUGAUAUUGUACACAUUUGCAGCUAAAAGCUGAAUUGCAGUAUAAAAAAUUAAUAAAAAUAGAUUUAGCUGGGUUGAAAAUGAAGUCUCUAGUCCGCCUCAAAGAGACUGAUUCUGCUGGCAACACGGAUCUGCAUUAUGUUUGAUGGUGUAUGGUCAUUCAGUUGGUCUGGGAGAGGUUAGUUUGGGUACCAGCCUGAGUCGUGUCCACUUGCAUGUAGUAGUAGGCCUAGUAUGUCCCUCACUCCAUGAGGUUAACAGCAUCCAUACCCUUAAACAAGGAGUUGUUUGUGACUUGUUUGAUGUCAACUGAUCAAGCCAGUCAGGAGGCCAUUCUCUAUCCAGUUUGAAUGGGAUUGUUUGUUUAGACGUCUGUUCUGACGUAAGAGCCGUCGCUCUCUGUUUGUCUCUUUAUCUACCGUGCUGAAUCAAUUUUCCACCUCGUAUUCCCUCACCAAAUAGUUGUUUUUAACAUUACAGUGUUGUGUGAUAUCUUUCUCUGAAUGCUGCCUCUGUAUUGGGGCCGGUUGACGACUCAAUGUUCGCCUAAGAUAAGGUCAGUUAGCGUGUGUUCACACCUCAAGGCGAUGACAGCUGGCUCUUCAAAAAAUAAGUCUGAAUAUCACUCAGUUAGUUCGGUGACUCCGCCAGUAGCUGAGGGCAUGUUCGUUCACUGAGAGGUCGCUGUUGGGUUGGCCUUUUCCACGUAAAACCAAACCACUCAUUUCCUCAUUCCGUUACAAAACUCUUCCAUUUGUCUCUUUCAUGCCCCUCGGAAUGUUUGUGGGUUUUAUAUUAUGACACACUCAUGCACACACACUGUGGGUUUGAUAUGAUGAAGCCUUUGGCAGUGAGGCACUCUGGUACUGAACAGAGAAUGGAUGGAGGAGAAUGUGGUGUUUUCUCAUGGGUCACAGUGGGUUACGCUAGAGGAACAGAAGAACAUUUCGUACCCUGUGUGGGGGAAUCAUUCUCCCUGAUUCACCCCAUUAGUGAUAGAUGAGGCUCACAGGUAACUGGAGCGGAUGAGAGACAAUUCAACUGACAUUAAAAGUUACAGUAACCCUUUAUUAUACACAGUCCUAUUCCAGCUAGCAUUCAACUCAAUUGUUAUUUUCUGUACUGUACCGUAACAUUUUACCAUGUGAAGAGUGGACUAUUAAAUAAAGAGUAACUUUGGUUGCUGUGUGAAAUGUGAUUGGUCACUCAAUGUGAAUUGUGAUUGGUCACUCAAUGUGAAUGGAUCUCUUGUUUUCUGCAGGAGCUGGAGCGGGUGACGUCAUUACAAACCAAUCUACAGCUGGCUGCAGUGAUCUGCACCAACGCUAGGAGGUAAGUACUCAGAUGUGGCCCACCCUCCCUCUCAAAGCUUGUUCUCUUCCAUUGGGGAUGCUUGGGGUUGAAUAUUCCUCUCAGCAUUGAGCCUGCUAAUCAAUAUCAUUCCCACUGUGUACAUGUACAACAAGUUUACCUGUACUUCAAUUCAGUCAGAGUUGGGAAGCAUUUUGAGACCACUCUAACAGAACUGUGCCAGGAUGGUAAAUGUCUCAUGAUGUCACUUCCUGGUUCCAGGCAGCUGAGUAUUUCAAAGGAGGACUUCACAGAGGCCAGCCUGGGGCUCCUAGCCAAUCAGAGGAGGAGACAGCUGCUCACAGGGCUGCUGAAGUCACUGAGGACCAUCAAGACCCUGGUAACUGUCCAAGUCACCAUGUUGCUUUAA